AUGAACGGAUUCAAUGAAGAAAAUGAAGAUCAGGAAUUUGAAAUCCCUGAGCUGCCUAGUGGAAAAUUGCUUCGACUCGUUCUGCUUUCAAACUGGGGUGAUGACACUUAUGUUGGCCUAAACGCUGUUGAAAUAUUCAAAGAUGAUGGAAAACGUCCCGAUGUGGCAAAGAUCUCGUCAAAUGCCACUCAUAGCAUCGGUGACGUUGAAUCCAUCUUUGUGGAGUCGUUCACGUGUACUGAUCAGGGGAAGAUGUGGAGAGCAGAAUUGCAAACGGAUCGACCACUUAUUGUUGAGAUCACAUUCACCGACACCAUACGAAUAGCAAUGUUACGAUUUUGGAACUACAGCGAAUCACGGGUUCAUGCUCAAAUGGGUGUGAGAAAUCUGCGCGCCGAACUCGACGAUGUCAUUAUAUUCGAAGGGGAAGUUGACUGCGCCUUUGCUGAUCAUGAGUCGGAACCCAUGGGAGAGACAGUUCUGUUCACCGUAGAUGAGAGUAUUCUUGAAGCAAUCGCUGAGAACGAUGUCUGCUUGAUUCCUGACUUUGUCCAGAGUCCUGCACUCGAUGCAACAGAGUUCGCGUUAGGUUUAACUCCUCAGCGACCGGUAACUAGAGAGACAUCGACCUCCACACAUGUGAAUGAAAGGCCGAUAAGCGCAACUCUUCCCGAUAUGGAAGAUGACGACACCUCUGGAAAAGUUAAAAUACUGCACCUAGAAUUGUGCGAGAAUUGGGGUGCUCCUGGCUCGAUUGGAUUGUGCGGAUUGGAGUUACUCGGGCAGAAACAAAAUGUGAUCGAUUCUACGACGUUAAUUAUUACUACCAGUACUCAAAGCGAUGCUCAAAGGCUUCUUAACGGUAAGAAUUUAACACGAUCACCCGAUGAUAUGUGGUUGAUUCCCUUCGAUCCCAAGCAACAUCCAACAAUCACCAUCAACUUUCAGAAGCCUACAACAUUAAGUGGCAUUUCAUUCUGGAAUUAUAACGCUUCACCGGAGAUGUCGUACGCUGGUGUUCGUUUGUUACAUAUUUUUAUCAAUGGACGAUUGGCAACAAGCAACGUACUACUAAGGAAAGCACCAGGUUUUGUCUUUUUCGACUUCGUUCAAGAUAUCAGCAUAGAGCGCCCUCCUAAUAUUCGUCCACUCAUGCGGCCGAACACACGUUCAAUUUACGGAUUUAUUUUUCAACUCCAACUGCUCAGUUCUUGGGGAGAUGAAUUCUAUAUUGGGUUGAAUGGUGUCGAACUCUACGAUACCCGUGGCGAAAAAAUAAAUGUUGGGCCUCAGAAUUUGGCUGCUUUUCCUGAGAGUGUCAACAUCCUUCCAUCGGUGGAAAACGAUCCACGAACGAGUAUGAAUCUUAUAAAUGGCUGUAAUGAUACAGAAAAAGCGGAACUGAUGUGGCUCACUCCUAUGCUACCAAAUCGCUGUGCUCGGGUAUUCUUCGUAUUUGAUGUGCCAAUCGCUGUAUCUGCUGUCGUCAUUUACAAUUACCGUAAAACACCUGCACGAGGAGUGCGCCAUAUUUCUGUCUCUGCUGAUGAUCUGAUCGUGUACUCUGGUGAUGUUCCGGCGAGCAGUGCGGAGAAGACAGGAAUCCUUGAAAUCGAUUUCAGAGAAAUGUAA
Molecule: messenger RNA, 1632 nt
Organism: Necator americanus (New World hookworm)
Lineage: Eukaryota; Metazoa; Nematoda; Chromadorea; Rhabditida; Ancylostomatidae
Exons: 14
Coding region: 1-1632 (543 amino acids)
Source: RefSeq, a predicted model, not a curated record